CGCCUUCCUGUUAGUCCGAGCUGGGAGAAGUUCACUCCGAUCAGCUGAUCCUAACUGACAACAGGAGAGGAGGAAGCCCGGGAGGCAACGACGGAGGAGGGGGGCGGAGAUGGAGAAGAGGAUGGAUCUGCAGGUGCCCUAAGGAACAACCCCCGCCCCCACCCGCGCCCUGCGGCCCCCCAACGCCGCCUCGCAGCGGCCGAUCUGCUCCGUGGUGUCCUCUGGAAUACUGACUUGAGCUUGAAUUAUACUGAAAAGCUCCUGACCACUUUCACUACCGAAACUUUGUGGCCGAGGGCCAACUGAUGAGCCCACCUCUGGGAUCCCAACAGACCUCUCUCUCAAAUAGCCAUAAAUGACCCUUUCAAGUUAAUUUGACCACAUAUUUGCUUGCACUUUACGGAGGAUGAAACCAUCAAACCAAAUCAACGUUGCUGCUGAUACAAGAGGCUUGGAGGCAGAAAAUUAAAAAUUGGAACAUUUGUGAGUGUGUGAAGAUUAUAAUAGGACACUGAAGGUUUUCUUUUUUAAGGUGUUGAGAACCCCGUGGAAGUUCUGUGCAGUCUUCAGACUCAAAGCCUUUGUCUUCAUUCCUGGGGCAAGCUCAGUGACUGUUAUAUGGUGGGUGUGUUCCCUUACCAAUCUGAGUAUGAGUGCCCAGACUUCGCCAGCAGAAAAGGGCCUGAAUCCGGGGCUGAUGUGCCAGGAAAGUUACGCCUGCAGUGGGACUGACGAAGCUGUCUUUGAGUGUGAUGAGUGCUGCAGUCUGCAGUGUCUCCGUUGUGAGGAGGAACUCCAUCGGCAGGAACGCCUUCGAAACCAUGAGCGGAUAAGACUCAAACCCGGCCACGUCCCUUACUGUGACCUCUGCAAGGGUCCCAAUGGGCAUUUGCCAGGUGUUAGGCAGAGGGCAGUCGUGAGGUGCCAGACCUGCAAAAUCAACUUGUGCCUGGAGUGCCAGAAGAGGACUCAUUCUGGGGGUAACAAAAGGAGACAUCCCGUUACUGUGUACCAUGUCAGUAAUGUCCAGGAGUCACUGGAAGCAGAAGAGAUGGAUGAAGAGACCAAGAGGAAGAAGAUGACUGAGAAGGUUGUGAGUUUCCUCCUAGUAGAUGAAAAUGAAGAAAUUCAGGUAACAAACGAAGAGGACUUUAUUAGAAAGUUGGACUGCAAACCUGAUCAGCAUCUGAAGGUGGUUUCCAUUUUUGGAAAUACUGGUGAUGGAAAGUCUCAUACUCUCAACCAUACUUUCUUUUACGGCCGUGAAGUCUUCAAAACCUCCCCUGCCCAGGAGUCCUGCACUGUGGGAGUGUGGGCAGCCUACGACCCAGUCCACAAAGUAGCAGUGAUAGACACGGAAGGGCUCUUGGGGGCUACCGUGAAUCUAAGCCAGAGAACACGGCUGCUACUUAAGGUCCUGGCCAUCUCAGACCUGGUCAUCUAUCGAACUCAUGCAGACCGGCUGCAUAAUGACCUCUUCAAAUUCCUUGGGGACGCCUCAGAGGCUUAUCUGAAGCACUUUACCAAGGAGCUCAAGGCUACCACUGCCCGCUGUGGCCUGGAUGUCCCUUUAUCCACUCUGGGUCCUGCAGUUAUCAUUUUCCAUGAGACUGUGCACACUCAACUCUUGGGCACUGGUGAGUAG
Propithecus coquereli (Coquerel's sifaka) is the source of this 1645-nucleotide messenger RNA. RefSeq names its product zinc finger FYVE domain-containing protein 1-like. Bases 650 to 1645 code for a protein of 331 amino acids. The record is from RefSeq and is a predicted model, not a curated record. The transcript is spliced from 3 exons. NCBI's taxonomy places the organism in Eukaryota, Metazoa, Chordata, Mammalia, Primates, Indriidae.